Molecule: messenger RNA, 2796 nt
Organism: Calliphora vicina (urban bluebottle blowfly)
Lineage: Eukaryota; Metazoa; Arthropoda; Insecta; Diptera; Calliphoridae
Gene: Hip14
Product: palmitoyltransferase Hip14
Exons: 4
Coding region: 371-2308 (645 amino acids)
Biological process (GO): protein palmitoylation
Cellular component (GO): Golgi membrane
Molecular function (GO): protein binding; palmitoyltransferase activity
Source: RefSeq, a predicted model, not a curated record
ACAACUGUCAUGUUAAGAAAAUUUACUGCUUUGAGAAAAAGUUUUUCUUCGGGGCGAUAAAAAAACUAUAAUUUUUGUGAAAAAAUCAACACAAAUCUAUAGAAAAACAUUGAUAAAUAGUCGCAGACGUGUGACAAAAGUGCAAACUGUAGUUAAGAUCAAAAAUCAUUAAACACAAAAAUGUUUUAAAGUGAGAAAAUCGUAAAAAAAAUCGUGCAAGGGUACGUAAUAAAUAAAAAAGAGGAGGUGGGUGAAUCACCACUUGCACCAUAAAAUAUCCUCUAAACGAGUUACAAAAAAAAAAGUUUUUUUUUGUGACUAUUGAAUAAUCAAAACGGAGAAAACUUAAAAAAUCGUAAAAAGCAAUAAAAUGUUUAAGAAACCGCAAAACAUGUAUCAAAGUGCUUGCAAUGCAGCGACGACCGGGUCUUGUGCCCCCAACACAGAGGCAGAACGCGAAGCCGAACGGCAGGGUGCCUUAAUGGCUCAACAGCCACCAAGUGCACCCAUAGAACCUGACUACAGUGGUUUUGACAUUGUCAAAGCCACUCAGUAUGGGGCUACAGCAAGAGUCAAAGAAUUAGUGGAAUCCGGCUGGGAUGUUAAUCAGCCGGACAGUGAAACGGUCACUUUAUUGCAUUGGGCAGCAAUCAAUAAUCGCCGUGAUAUUAUAAAAUAUUUUUUGGAAAAAGGUGCUGUAGUUGAUGCAUUGGGUGGUGAACUUAAUGCUACACCUCUGCAUUGGGCCACAAGACAAGGUCAUUUGGGUGCUGUUGUUCUCCUAAUGGCUGCCGGAGCUGAUCCGCGUAUACGCGAUGCGGAGGGUUGCUCCUGCAUACAUAUUGCAGCUCAGUUUGCACACACAGCAUUGGUGGCGUAUUUCAUAGCCAAAGGUGUUGAUCCAGAUUUACAGGAUCGUGGUGGUAUGACGGCAUUAAUGUGGGCUGCUUGGAAGGUAUGUGCUUUAGAUCCCGUACGUUUACUUCUAACCCUCGGUGCUAAUCCCGCCAUGGUUGACUAUACACAUGGCAAUACCGCCUUACACUGGGCUAUAUUGGCACGUAAUGCCACAGCGAUUAAUACUUUAGUCUUAAAAUCCAAAGCUUCCUUAGAUGUGCCCAAUUUACGGGGCGAAACGCCACUAACAAUGCUCGAGUCGCAAUCCGGUGCCGUUUGGAUAAGUGCAAAAGUUAUGGAACGCAUUAAGGAUGCCUCGUUGUCGUCGCAGCAACGAAGAUCUCUGAUAACACGUGUCAAACAUGACAAACGCUUGCGUUGGUGGUCAAUGGUAGCAUGCCCCUUUACUGCCUUCUAUUUGGCCGGUGUUAUAUUCACCUUAAACACUCUGUACAUUAUAAAGUUCUUUUUACUGGGUUGUCUCUAUGCCGUAUUUCAUACUUUAGGGAAGGCAUUAUUUGAUGAUCACUUAAUGGCUUUGCUGCCACUCAGUGUGUAUUGUGCUACGAAAGCCUGGUUUUAUAUCACAUGGUUUGUGUACAUUGUCGAUGUGGUAUCGUUUGGUACAACGGUUCUGUUUUUAAUAUGUUCCGGCGGGUUAUGGGUAUGUUUUCUUAAGUCUUGGAAGGGUGAUCCGGGCAUUAUACAACCAACACAGGAACAAAGAUUUAAGACCAUUGUGGAAUUAUCAGAACGUGGUGGCAUUGGCUUUGAACCCUCCUCAUUUUGUUCUGGCUGUUUAGUUAGACGUCCUAUACGUUCAAAACAUUGCAGUGUUUGCGAUCGUUGUGUGGCCCGUUUUGAUCACCAUUGCCCCUGGGUUGGCAAUUGUAUUGGCUUAAAGAAUCAUACCUACUUUAUGGGUUUUCUCUGGAUGCUUUUGGUUAUGUGCGGUUGGAUGGUUUACGGUGGCUCUUUCUAUUAUAUGAACAGUUGUAAUGUUAAUUUUAAUGAUUUUCUUGCCGCAUUACGUGCCAUUGGUGAUUGUAAUGCUUGGAUUGGCUGGGUUAUGGCCAACGCUCUGCUACACAUGUCCUGGGUCAUACUACUCACCAUUUGUCAAACAUAUCAAGUUAUAUGUUUAGGCAUGACCACAAACGAACGCAUGAAUCGAGGAAGAUAUCGACAUUUCCAGGCACGCAAUGGUCAAUCGCCUUUUACACGUGGUGCUUUCAAUAACAUGGUCGAUUUCUUGGAGUGUACAUGUUUCGGUUUGCUAAAACCGAAACGUAUCGAUUGGAUGAACUACUAUGAUUAUGAUGUGCAGGCUAAUAAGACUAUAGAACAUGAACCAUUGCUGCGCAAUGGUGAGGAAUCGUCGGCGGCUUCGCAUAAUUUUCAGUAUGUGUAGGACAAGUCGAAUCGGGAUGCGAUGACGCGCAAUGCACCCAUAGCUAAUGUUUAAAUCAAAGAAAACCACAUUAAACCAAGGUAAUAUUGAGUUAUUUAUAUAAUUUUUUAUUUUUAUUUUUUAUUUUUUACAAAGUAUGUAUUAGUUAUCAUAUAGUUUAUAAUUUUAGGCUUACUGUAUUAGGUGUACGUAUUUGUAUUUAUUUCUCUACUACUAUAAACUAAACUUUAACUAUAAAAUAACAACAAACCAACAAAGCUUUUUUUUAUACAAAAAAAUAUAUAAGUAUUUAUUUAGAGAGUAUUAAUUAAUAUGUGCUAAUAUUUUCCAUAUUUUUUUUAUUUUAUUUUUUUUUAAGUGCUGCUCAAGUUUUUUUUUUGUUUUUGUAUACUUACAUAUUUAGGAAGAAAAGCCAUAUUUUUAUGUUGUAAAUGUAAUUUAAACCACCUUAUAAAACAAACAUAUGAUGAAUUCAAUAUUAAGCGAAA